ACCGCAACCGUUAAACCGGUCAACUAAAAGCGGACCUCUCUUGAAAGCGCUCUAAACUGACAUCAGCUUUCCGUUGGCAACACGCGACCCGGUAGCCAUCGCAAUUUCUUCGUCUUGCAUUACCAACCGUUCAGUGAGCACUUGCCGCCCAAACUCGAUGAUACAGCCGAAACGACUAACAUUCAGCUCUCCCGCUAUGAUGGCAAAGGAAGUAAAAGUGCUUGCCGUCAAACCGCUGAAGCCGGAAAAGGGCCAGCAAUCGGAACCGGAGGAACAGAUGGAAGAGAUAACGAACGACAACAUGGGCAACACCACCGGGGGCAGCAGCAGCAGCAGCACCGCCAUCACCACCACCACCAUCAGCCAGGACAAAAAUGGCAAAAAUGGCAAAAAGACCUACGAGCAGAUGAUGAUCGAAGCAAUCACCGAGAACGAUCCGCACCGGAAGGGCAUUUCGUUUGCGUUGAUUAAAAAGUUUAUCAAGGGCAAGUACCAAAUCGAGACCGAGGUGGCUGCGGUGUACAUGAAGCGAGCGUACGAAAAGCUGACCACCAAGUCGAUCGUUGAGCGGGUGUCGGGAAAGAGCGGUAUCAAUGGCAGCAUCCGCCUCACCAAAGCGCACGUAGACAAGGGAAGGAAGCAACAGAGCAAAGGGAUCAAGCAGGCCGAGAAAGCAGCAAAGAAGGCGGCAAAAACGAAACCGAAAGCGAAGAAGCAGGCGGAUCCUAAACCGAAGCAGACCAAAAAGGAUAAAAACAACAAUGACGGCGAGAAGAAGCAGAAAAAGGAGAAGCCGGCCAAGGCGAAGCCCGCGCAGCCCGUCAAACUAAAUCCGAAGAAAACCGCCAUUACGAAGACGAAAAUCGACCGUUCCGGGGGGAAGGUACGGCUUUCGAUUGUGUCCUCCACGGAUCCGGGGCCGAGCGGUAGGGCGAAACCAACAUCCAAGGCAGCGAAGGGGGGGAAGGCUGCUAAGACUAAGAGUGACGAAAUGAACAGGAAACCAACGGCCGCCAAACCGCAACCUGUCAGGGCGGGCAGAGAGAAGAAGCAAUAGAAGGAGGUUGGUUUUACGCUCGAACACGUUACCAAGGGAUUAUUUAAUUUAUUACGUAUUUGUGUGAUUUUACGAUGUAUGCGUGCCAUUUUAUGUGCGAAUAAACUAUGUAAUUAUUAACAUGAGAAAGGAAA
This is a messenger RNA of Anopheles gambiae (African malaria mosquito), 1191 nucleotides long. Its product is annotated as histone H1. Gene Ontology annotation, biological process: nucleosome assembly. NCBI's taxonomy places the organism in Eukaryota, Metazoa, Arthropoda, Insecta, Diptera, Culicidae. The record is from RefSeq and is a predicted model, not a curated record. Gene Ontology annotation, molecular function: DNA binding; structural constituent of chromatin. The transcript has a single exon. Gene Ontology annotation, cellular component: nucleosome. Bases 158 to 1057 code for a protein of 299 amino acids.